Aphanomyces astaci is the source of this 1508-nucleotide messenger RNA. RefSeq lists its product as hypothetical. Gene Ontology annotation, cellular component: Golgi apparatus; membrane. The coding region runs from base 35 to 1426 and encodes 463 amino acids. Lineage: Eukaryota; Oomycota; Saprolegniomycetes; Saprolegniales; Verrucalvaceae. Gene Ontology annotation, biological process: transport. The transcript has 9 exons. The record is from RefSeq and is a predicted model, not a curated record.
CCACGUCACCCUUCUCAAACCUGUUGUCGCUAUCAUGACGCAUCGCUCGAUGGUCCAUCAGGCGCUGGCGGCGAUGCUUGUACUCGUAUGCUGCAUGACGCUGCCCGUCGUCGACGGCCUCAAGCAGAAGUGGUCGUUCACGGAGGAAACGCGGCGGCAGUUCCUCAUUGAACGCUUCGGGUUCGAUGUCGGCGGGCACAUGGAUGUCCAAGUCGAGAUCCCACACUUGUCGCAGGCUCCGCGGAGCAGUCUUCUCUUCGUGCAUGAGGACGAACUCGUGGAAGACGCCGCGGCAUACUUCACGCAACCAUACAACGAAGACCUGUGUCUCCUGGACAACCAGACGGCGACUGACCGCAUGGACUUUGCCGACAACACGACGUGGCAUCUGUCGCACACCGUCGCUACCCCCGGCUUCUACUAUCUCCUCUUUGCCCACUGCGGCGACACGGACACGAGUCUCACGUUUUCGAUGGACGCUAGCUUUUUGAACCCAAAUGCCAACUAUUUGUCGUCGGGAGAUGCGCUUGUUCCGUUGAUUUACCUCUUGACGAGCGUUAUAUUUGGGACUGGCGUCGUCCUCUGGGCUCGAACCCUGCACCGAAAUGCCCUGCAUAUUCACCAUAUCCACCACAUGAUGACUGGGUUGCUGCUGCUCAAGGUGGUAUCGACGUUUUGCGAAUCGAUGCGGUUCUUCUACAUGAAAUCCCACGGCGACACUUUAACAUCGUGGAACGUGGUGUUUUACAUCUUCAUGUUCCUCAAGGGCAUGGCUAUGUUUGUGGUGAUUCUGCUCAUCGGCACGGGAUGGUCCAUCUUGAAGCAGCAUUUGAACCGCACGGAAAAGCGCAUUGUGUUUGUCGUGCUUCUGUUGCAGGUGGCAAACAACGUUGCCGUGGUGGUUCUGCAAGAGUCGUCUGUGGGGACACAAGCGUGGGUGCGCUGGCGUGAUGCGAUGCAUUUGCUUGAUAUUUUGUGCUGCUGUGCGAUUUUAUUUCCGAUUGUGUGGAGUAUCCGCCAACUUCGUGAAACGGCCCAAGUUGACGGCAAAGCCCAAAUCAAUUUACGCAAAUUGACGCAAUUCAGAGGCUUUUACGUGGCCGUGGUCACGUAUGUGUACUUUACCCGCAUUGCGCUAUACCUUUUGGCGGCAAGUUUACCGUAUACUAUGACGUGGGUGACAGUCGCGGUAGCGGAGGUGGCUGCGUUGGCAUUUUACGCUUACACUGGUAAAAAAUUUCAGCCCCAAACCGCGCAUCCGUACUUGGCGUUGCACACGCAAGUGGAUUUGGAUGAGUUUGGACUGGACGACAACGAAGACUUCGACGUGAGCACUCGCGACCUCAGUCCUCGCCGUGGAAAUCCCACUGGGGCGAGUUCCACCAAGUCUGUUGUUAACACCACACCGCACUUUCAGCACGUUUAACUAACUACAUUACCUCGGUUCACUUUAGACUGGGAUAAAUAUACUACUACUAAAAUGCUAUUACUAGUAUUACUACUCUUCA